Molecule: messenger RNA, 2875 nt
Organism: Exaiptasia diaphana
Lineage: Eukaryota; Metazoa; Cnidaria; Anthozoa; Actiniaria; Aiptasiidae
Product: NEDD8-conjugating enzyme Ubc12
Exons: 8
Coding region: 80-625 (181 amino acids)
Biological process (GO): protein neddylation
Cellular component (GO): nucleus
Molecular function (GO): NEDD8 transferase activity
Source: RefSeq, a predicted model, not a curated record
UCAGAAAGUUCAGCAUCCGUCCAUGUUCAGAUAGCAAACCUUCCUUCGAAAAACUGAUAAAAUUUAGUGUGAAACAGCCAUGAUCAAACUAUUUUCACUUAAACAACAGAAAAAGGAAGGCGAGGGUGCUAAAAGUGGGAUAAAACGAGCUUCAGCUGCCCAGUUACGGAUUCAAAAAGAUAUUAAUGAGCUCAGUUUACCAAAGACCUGUCAGACAGACUUUCCAGACCCUGAUGAUUUAUUAAACUUCAAGUUAAUAAUCUCACCAGAUGAGGGUUUCUACAAAUUAGGAAAAUUUGUAUUUAGUUUUAAGGUUGGACCAGGUUACCCCCAUGAUGCACCAAAAGUAAAAUGUGAAACGAAGGUUUAUCAUCCUAACAUUGAUCUGGAAGGGAACAUUUGUUUAAAUAUUUUAAGAGAGGAUUGGAAGCCAGUUUUGACCAUUAACUCCAUAAUAUAUGGUUUACAGUACUUGUUUUUGGAACCAAAUCCUGAUGAUCCUUUAAACAAAGAAGCUGCAGAAGUACUAAGAUCUAAUCGACGACUCUUUGAACAGAAUGUCCAGAAAGCAAUGCGAGGAGGCUAUAUUGGUGGUGUUUAUUUUGAACGUUGCCUUGUAAAAUAGUAUAAACAUUUAAUAUUGAAAAUAAUAUUUAAUGUCUUGCAACUGAAGUACUGUAUUUGGUUGCAAGAGGCACCUAUUUCUAGGAGAGGAGUAGUAUAUAUGAACCUCCAUGUUUUCCUGCUGAUCAGCCCAACACUGAUGUUGCAGAACUGCUAAAUGAAAUCGGUAAGAGAAAGCAGGAUAACUCAAGGAGAGCAUUGCAGACACUUUCCAUUUGCUUAUUUGCUUUCCAUUUUUGAAAAGAUUAUUGAAAGCAAUCAAUAAUAUUCUCCCUGCCUGUAGACUGAUUGGUAAAAUGGUAGACAUGGCCAUAACAUUGUUUUGUACUGCCUCAUGCACCAAUACAACAGAUUUUCUGUGGUUGACUAGCAGCUCAAUUCUGAAUGGUUCUGCCAUUUUUUGAAGCAGUCUACUAGAUUGGAAAGGCCUGUUUCUUCAUCUGCAUAUACAUCGCUUUACAUAGGGGAAGAUUCAGGAUUUGUUGUUAUAAGUGAAUUUAGGUUUUGAACUAAUCCAAUUGCUGAAGCAAUUGUACAGCACCUGAUAUGACAUUUUUGGGACUUCUUAUCAAGUUAAUUGAAAAAAAUGAUGGGUUUAUAAAGGUAUCAUUUAAUCUAGGACCAAAGAGGAUCACUCUGAAAUUUAAACAACAUGUCUAAAUAUGAAAAAUAUUGUAAUUAUAAUUAUAUUUCCUGCAGAAGAAGCCUUGUUAAUUAAGUGCAUAUGAUAUUAGCUUUAAUUAUUUGCUUUCCCAUGCUCCCUUUUGGUCCUUGUUUCAAUGAUGUAACUACCCUCCAAUGCAGGCAACUGCUUUUAGUCAGCUAUUGCUUUGGUUUGGUUUGAUUCCUGAGUUAAAGACAGAAAAGACUGGGAACUAAUUGAGACAAUGAUUUUUCAAUAUUAGGAUACAAUACAUUCACAAUCAGCUAUCAGUAUGAGGAUUAACAUUGAGACUCUUGGCAAGGUUUAAUCCUAGUGUCCAUAUGAUCAUCCAAAUUGCCUCACACUGGUUUAGUAAUGUUCUAGUUUCCUCAAGGGUUUAAAAACAAUGGAAAAACAUGUUUUUGGGCAAUUUGGAAGAUUGUGGGCAUCAGCAUAGUUAUUAGAGGGAGAUAUCUCCCUCUACUAACUAUGACAUUAGGCAUUUUUUAAUAAAUCUUGUAGAGUUAGUCUGUUACUUCCUGGUGGUUGCAUGACAAUGUGGUUGAAACAAAGCUAGUCAAUGUUGACUUUCUAAAGACCAAACUUGUAGGAAUAUAUUGUUGACACUACAAUUGUCACGUGAAUUCCUGCACAGACCAUUGACCCUUAGAGUAGUUUGAAAAGAACCAUGAACACCUAAAAUAUGUCUGGAAUGUUAAAAGUAUUUUGUGACUUCGACCUUCCUAAAAAUACGGAAAGAAUCGAAACAUUGUUUGAGCAAGAUGGCAAUUUAAAGAAGGUCUGGUCUUCUUAUGGUCACAGGUGAAGUUUGUUGGCCUGCUUUUAUUUGAUUGUUUACAUCUCUCUACAAACAUUUCAUACAUAUGCUCAUGGUUCUUUUAAAACAACUGUAAAGGAUUGUUUCAUUCCCAAGAAAUAGCUGUGCUGAUAGAGUGCAAAUGAUGUACCUGUGAAAUAGUGUUAAUCUAUUGCUGUCUAAAUAAUGACAUUCACUAGGAAACAAUUCACUAUUCGUCACUAUUAAUAUCACAGGAAUAUGAAAUUUACACUCUAUGAAAUAUAAUUGUUUAUUAUAAAAAAGAAGAAUGGCUUUGCUGAUCUAACAUUGCAAAGUUUUCAUAUACAUUCAGGACCCUUGCACACCUCUCAGGGGGAUGGUCAGGGGGUAUACACCAUUGUUUAAUGUUGGAUAACAAACUAUUUAUUUUCUAUAUUACUCUUUCUAAAUGUAAGAAUAAAUUAAAGCAAGGAUUGCAAUUUUAUCUUGGUGUAUGGUGUGUACCUCUUCAACGUACCCCAGAGUAUCCCUGUGAGAUCCAUAUGAUUGGCCCUUGAUAUGCAGAGGAGAGACUGGGUAGCAGUUUUUUGAAAGAUGUUGAUAUUUGGAGGUUCAACUAUAAUUAUAAACUAUGUUUGGGUUUUCUGCUUUCUUGAAAGGGAGUAGUUUUUAGUCUCUUCGCAUCAUACUGCAGAAAUCCCAAGCUUAAAAUCUGUGAUUAUUGACAUAUUUUUAUUAUAAAAUGUUCUGUAAAUAGGCAGCAAUAAAUUUUCACCAUAGGGAACAAGAAAGAUAUUAGUCACAUUGAA